Messenger RNA from Pedinophyceae sp. YPF-701, 2277 nucleotides. The record is from the annotation of a GenBank genome assembly. Lineage: Eukaryota; Viridiplantae; Chlorophyta; Pedinophyceae.
AUGAGCUUCACGCCGCCCCCAGAGCCCCGCUCGCGCGCCCGCCGCGUCGCGACGGGGAACCCAGCGGCCGACCUCCUGGUCACCGAGGCGCAAACGCUGCUGACGCAACUGGCGGAGGAGGCCGUCAACCUAGCGCAGCUUGAGAAGAACCUCCACCAGGAGGCGCGCAACCUGCAGCACAGAGAACGUCGCCUGAACGUCCGCGAGUUCGACAUCCACCGCCGCGAGGACGAAGCCCUGCAGCGGAUCCGCACAAAGCGGGACGACGUCCUCACGCGCCUCUCUGCAGAGCGCCGGAAGGUCCGCGCCGCAGCGCACGCCCUGCGCGACCGCGAGGCCGCACUCGUCGCGCGCGAGGCCGCCGUCAAGGCCUGCGAGGCCCGCGCGCGCGCCGCCGGCGGGGACGCGCUGCGCACGCCAACGUCUGCGGGAUCCACGGGCGACAACGAGAGCAUGGACUCGGCGUCGUUUGGCUCUGCGUGCCGCGAGACGACGCCUGGACCCGCCGCGAGCGCUGCACCGGGCGUGCGCGCGGACGCGGAGGCGGCGACGCUCCGCGGCGACCUUGCCGCUGCACAGUCGGAGCUGCGGCGGCUGCGUGGGGGCGCGCCGGAGCACCAGCGGCGCGAGGAGGACCUGAACGACCGCGAGGAGAAGCUGCUUGAGCGCGAGCUGGCCUUCGACCGCCGCGACGAGGACCUGACGCAGCUGCUGAGUCAGGCAGUCAAGCGCGAGCGCGCGGUGGCGGACGCGGAGGCCACGCUGGCGGAGCGCGAGGCGCGCCUGAAGGCGCGCGAAGCGGACGUGGAGGCGCGCGAGGCGGCCGUGGAGGCGCGCGAGAGGGCGCAGAAGGCGGGGGCAGCGAAACAUGCGCGGGCCGUCAAGGCGCUGAAGGACGCGCGCGCGGAGGUGGAGGCACAGCGCGGCGUGGUGCGCGAGGCGGCGGGCAAGGUGCAGGCGAAGCUGUCGGAGGUGAUGUCGCGCGAGCGGGCCGUGACGGAGGCGUCGGCGGCGAUCGACGCGCGCAGGCAGGCGGUGGAUCGCGCGGCGCGGCGGACGGCGUCGCAGGAGGGCGCGGCAGCGACGCGUGACGCCGAGCUCGAGCGGAAGCGCGCGAGCAUCGCGGAGCGCGAGCGGCGGCUUGGCGCGCUGGAGGGCUCCCUGGCGGAGAAGGAGAGAGCGCUGCGGUCGCGCGAGAAGGACCUGGAGGAGCGCGAGGAGGUGCUGAGGGCGCGGGGACCCGCGGAGCAGCAGGGCGGCACGGGGCGCGUCGACCCUGUCGCGGAGGCCCGGGGGGAGCUGUCCAAAGCGCGGGACCUGCGCGCGGAGGCCGAGCGGCGCAUGCACGACGUGGAGAGACGGAAGCGCGAGAUCGACUCCCGCCAGCUCGACGUCUCCGCGCGUGAGAGCGAGGUGGCCGCGCGCGAGCGCGCCCUCGCGGACCGCGCGGAGCUUGCCGAGGCCCGCGAGCGCUCCGCGGCGGCGCGCGAGGCCGCGGCGGAGCGGCGGAUGCGUGAGGCUACCGACCGCGAGCGCGACGCCCUGCGAGCGUCCUGGGAGGCCUUCGGCCGCCACGCUGCCUCUGCCACCUCCUCCGGGGUCAGCUCGCUGCGCUCCAGCCUCGUCGGGAGGCUCGGAGCCGUCGCGGCGGGCGCCACGGCGGGGACGGCCCACGCGGCGUCGCAGUCGACGUCGACGGAGACCGAGACGCCGCGGCUGGCGAGCCAGAGCGGCGCCGUCGCUGCAGAGACGCUCCGGGCCGCUCUGAAGCAGCGGCUGGCGUCCCACGACGUCAACGCCGCGGCGGCGAGCGAUACGGAUCGGCUGAGGGACCCCGAGGAGUGCGCGGACCCGAACCCGUCCGUCGAGCGCGGGCUGGCAUCCGCGUCGCCAAAGAGCCUCUCCGGGAAAUCCGUGCUGUCGCUCGGGGACACGUCGGCGACGGGGAUGACGCCACGGACGCCGCUGGAGUGUGCGCGCUCGUCUCCCAUGCGCUCCUCGCCCGGGGCCCCCGCCGUGUCCAGCAGUGUCGAGGACCUCAUGCUGGCGGACCUGCGCGCGCUCGCUGCUGGCGGCGGGCCGCGCGAACGCAGCACGAGCAGGACACCGCCGCUGCCGCCGUCCGACCGCAGCCCGCUCAUCUCGCUGGACUCCAACAGGCGCCAGGGCGCGACGCCCAAGUCUUCCAUUGUGCGCUCAAGCGCGGGCACCAACAUGACGGACCAGAUAGAGAACCUCCUGCGCGAGCUGGGCGACACGGCCGCGUGCGGGCAGUGA